CAGAUGAGCAGCAACCGAGGACAUAAAAGACAGCCGAAGUGUCUGUGCUUCAAAAGAAUACAUCCUUGCACCUAAAAGGGAGAUACAUUAAGACUGAAAAUGAAAAACAUUUUGAAAAACAUAGGGGGAAAAGUUUCUAGAAUGGACAGCACCAAACCUUUAAUGGCGGACAACAAUAACGACUCUGAGGAUGGUCGUGAAGGUGAGAGGUCCACAAUGUAUUACAGGUUUAACAGCGGCAGAGGCCAGCGCUCACAGGAGCUGGUUUCCAUGUGUUCUGAUGACGAUGUGCACGGCUCCUCCCGUAGCUCUGAGUCUAAUUCGGCACAGGGGCAUGAUGAUCAGUACACAGAGAGAUCCGAGCCCCUGAGCUUCCCAGACCCUCCUGCAGACCUUGACCUACAUCUGGCGCAGCAUUUGGACACUGCAGCAGACAUAGUGGAAAGUGAGCUGAGGAGGCUCAGUCACAGAAGGUCUGGAGACGACCGUAGCUGCCUGACAGAUGACCUCCUCUGUCAGACAUGUGCUCACCUGCAAGUUCUCCUUCAGAACAUCAGCACCUCCAAAAACUGCUUCCUCCUGAUGAAUUGGGUCUCGCAGAGGAAGACGCUACUUGAUAAGUCAGAACUUGGAGAGCUGGAUGAAUGGGAAACAAAAGCGCAGGCCAAACUGCUGGAGAAAGUACAGGAGGAGGUCCGAGAUACCCUGCAGAAAAUCCUGGAUGCUGACCGAAGCCAAACAGGUCACGAUCAUGAAGCCUAUGUUCGACUUUACUUGGACAUUAUUCAGUGUAUUAAUGCCAAGCCCAAAUUAGCACAUGAAAUAAGCUCAACACUAUAUUAUCAGGCGCGGGUGGUUUGCUUUGAAGAACUGCUACAUUUUGUGAAAAGGUACACCUCAGAGCAGGAUGAGAUUCUUCGUAAAAAAGCCCAGACCUGGAGGGAAAAUCCAGAAAUUCUACAGUUUCUUAAGACCUUGAGAACAUGUAAAGAACUAAGGAAGCAUGUCCAGACUGAAGGAACUGCCAUCAAACGUUCUCUUUUAAAGGAAAUUGAGGAACUCCUUAAGACCAUGGAGGCCCUGACUUUGAAGCUUCUAAACCAGAUUGUAACUGAACUUGCUGAGACCUGCCUCACGAACUACUUCAAUUCACCCAACAGGCUGUGCAAACCUGUUGACAGGCAGUGUGACUUGCUUGCUACCUUGAAGAACCAUUUUCCCAAGCUGGAGGAUGCUUCAGAAGAACAAAGGAUUGUGAUGGAUGAAGCUUAUAAGGUCGUUGCUCACACCUACCUCAAGCAUCUCAUUCAAAAAAGUCAGCGCAAUCUGAGAAAGCACUGGAGUCCUAAAGUGGGCCAAGCAGUCCUAGCGGAUGCUGAAAACCUUCACACCACCAUCUCAGACCUGGCUCCUGGCGUUAAGCAGUGGAACGGCAUGCUACUCAUGAUCCAAGAGCUGUUAGACUGCAAAUCCAUGGACACGCUUAAGCUCACCGUUGCAGGCAUACAGAAAGACUUUGAGGAACAGAGAGAGGACCUGGAGCUCCUACCUGGCCUGCUGCGGUGGAAGGGUCUUUCAAAACGGGAUGUCAGAGAGGUUCUGGAAGCUUUACCUGACAGUCCACCCAUGCCCAGCUCUAGACCUGUGCGUUCCUGUUUCUGCUGCUGCAGCUGAACUCCAGUCCACUGCACAAACAGGACUUUUAUGAGAUGUUUAGAUAUGUUGUUCAAACUUACUCCGUUAAGACCACACCAGGUCUGUGUAGCAUAAAUGUGAAUAUCCUUCUUUCAGAGGUAGAAAUUUCAGGAAAGAAAAUUUGUCUCACAAAGUUCCUGUUAUUUUCUAAAAAAGCAGACUUUCAAGGCCUUGCUUCCUGCAGCUUUGUCAUAACUGGCCCAUGCAUUCUGUGGUUGUGUUUUUGGGGACACCACCUGGUCAUCUUUGGAUUAGUCUUUGCCAGAUUGUAUAUAGUUUUUAUUGCAGGCUCUUCAUUUAAGUAACUGACUUCUUGGGAUAAUCGUCUUUUUCUGGUGCACUUAGUUUUUCUUCCUGCUCUUUUUUUGUGCGUUCCUUCACAGGUCCUGCUUCAGAAUGUGUUGCAGAAACGGCAACAGGCCUUUUUUAUGCCAGUAGUUUAGUGUUAAAUAGAUCUGGAUUCACAAUAGAUCACAAUCUAUUUUGUGACGCUUCACAUUAAUCAAGGUACAAAAACAUUUUCCAGUCUUUAGAAAAAAAGGUAAAGCAUACAGGACUGAUUUUUUUUAAAGUUCUCUUUUAAAGUGCUGUACGAAGUAAAAUAAUAAAUAAGAUGUUAUAGAUCUUUUUUAAACCUUGUAUUUAUACUGUAAUAUUUACUUUUUUUUUUAUUUAUUGAAUAAUAAGCGUUUAUGCUGCCUUAUACUUGAAUUUCCUGAAUUUACCUGUGAGGGGCAAAAAGGGUAUUUCUAUUCUGUUGCGUUCUAGUCUACUUGAACUGUUGAUUUUAGUAUUGUAGCUUAUUAACACGACAUUUGCAAAAUAAGGGAGAUAGUAUACUCCACUUGCUAAAUUAAUAAAUGCAAAACUGCCAUAUAAUGAGCUGAA
This is a messenger RNA of Fundulus heteroclitus (mummichog), 2583 nucleotides long. RefSeq lists its product as uncharacterized. The transcript has 11 exons. NCBI's taxonomy places the organism in Eukaryota, Metazoa, Chordata, Actinopteri, Cyprinodontiformes, Fundulidae. Gene Ontology annotation, biological process: exocytosis; exocyst localization. Gene Ontology annotation, molecular function: SNARE binding. The record is from RefSeq and is a predicted model, not a curated record. Bases 100 to 1674 code for a protein of 524 amino acids. Gene Ontology annotation, cellular component: exocyst.